AUGGUCAGCCGCACGCUCAUCCGUCUCACUUCCUCUUUUUGCUCCGAGAGCUUUUUAAUGGCGUCGCUUCUUUCUCCCUCCUCUCUCUUAUCUCUUCAACCACCGUUUUCUUAUUCUUCGCAAGUUCAGUGUCUGAAAAAAGGAGUUUUCGCUCCUCGUUCUCUGGUUCGAGAUUCAUUGUCACCGUCUGCGUCUUCAUCUUCUUCCUGGGUUACAUCGUCUUCUACCUCCGAUUUUAUUCCGCAGGUGGUUGUUACCCGGGAACGAGGCAAGAACAAACAAAUUAUCAAAGCCUUGGAUAAACAUGGGAUAUCAUCUUUAGAGCUUCCCCUGAUUCAUCAUGCUCGUGGCCCUGAUUUCGAUCAGCUCACAUCUGUAUUAAGUGAUAAGAGCUUUGACUGGAUCAUCAUAACAUCUCCAGAAGCAGGUUCUGUCUUUCUCGAGGCGUGGAAGGCAGCUAGCUUCCCAAAAGUGAAGGUAGGUGUUGUGGGAGCUGGAACAGCCAGCGUAUUUGAAGAGGUAAUGCAAUUGGCAGAAGGAUCGCUUCAUAUUGCCUUUACACCAUCAAAAGCAACUGGUAAAGUCUUGGCUUCGGAGCUCCCAGAGAAUGUGGGCAAAAGGUCCUCUGUCUUAUACCCGGCAUCUCUAAAAGCAAGCAAUGAAAUUGAGGAAGGAUUGUCCAAACGUGGGUUUGAAGUUCUGAGGCUGAAUACAUACACAACACUUCCUGUGCAGAGUGUUGAUGCGAUGCUUCUGCAACAGGCAUUGUGUGCGCCUGUUCUUUCUGUAGCUUCACCUUCUGCAGUCCGGGCCUGGAUGAAUCUAAUUCAAAGUGCGGACCAAUGCAGCAAUUAUGUUGCCUGCAUAGGAGAGACAACUGCUUCAGCAGCAAGACGUUUAGGACUAAAACACGUGUACCACCCAGAGAAACCAGGACUUGAAGGGUGGGUAGAGAGCAUCAUGGCAGCUCUAGGCGCGCACGAAGAAUUACACAGAUUGAAGUAACUCUAGCAGCGGGAACUGAAUAACACUUCUUCCACCGACUCAUAGAUUUGAUUUAUGGAGGACUUUGAAUUGGGACACUGCCUAUAAUUUAGAUGAUGGGAAAAUAACCAAAUGAUGGUGUUGAUAAAAUUCGUUAAGCCAUUCUCAGAUAAUUCGGAUAGUUUUUGUAAGAUAAAAAGUAUAUAUUAUUUUUUGAAUACUAACAUCGCAAACGAUCUAAAACAUGAUAGUACAACUUCAAGUAAAUAUAUCAACUUCAGUUUCACUA
Messenger RNA from Eutrema salsugineum, 1273 nucleotides. RefSeq names its product uroporphyrinogen-III synthase, chloroplastic. Gene Ontology annotation, molecular function: uroporphyrinogen-III synthase activity. The transcript is spliced from 9 exons. Lineage: Eukaryota; Viridiplantae; Streptophyta; Magnoliopsida; Brassicales; Brassicaceae. Gene Ontology annotation, biological process: uroporphyrinogen III biosynthetic process. Gene Ontology annotation, cellular component: chloroplast. Bases 1 to 1005 code for a protein of 334 amino acids. The record is from RefSeq and is a predicted model, not a curated record.